CUUGCUUUUGUAGUUGUCUUCUGAAAGCUAUAUAAGAGGACAUUCACCAUCUCCAGAGAAAGAGAGACAGAAAAUAAUUUCCAAGUUGAAUACGGAUCGAGUAUUUAGCAUUAAUGGAUCUUUCCUGCAGUACUAGCUCUUCUUCCUUGUUGGUUUCUCUUUUGGUGGUGCUUCUACUCGCUGGCUCAUCUUCUCAAAGCCCCAGUGUGAAAAAACCAAGUGAUUUGGUUUCAAAAAUCUGCCUGCGAACUGCCAACCGCGAUCUGUGCCUAAAGAUUUUCGAGGCCGAUCCUCGUUCGGCAACCGCAGACAUUAAAGGCCUCGUACUGAUUGCAAUCGACGCGCUUGAAGCCUCGGCUAACCAGACCCUCGAUACUCUUGGCUCUCUAGUCAAUAGCACACCGGCUAGCCCUCUCAAAGAUCGAUUUCAGACAUGUGUAGGAAACUACAAUGCAGUCAUUUCCAACCUCGAGACGGCAAAGAAAGUUUUACUGUCCCCCAACUAUAAAUCUGCAUUCACUCCUGCUGACAAUGCACAGAAGAACAUCCAGAGUUGUCAAACUAUUUUCCUGUUAUCACCAGAGCUGACCAUACCGGCAGAACUCAAUGAUUUGGCUCAUAAGUCACUAGACCUUGCCCGUAUCGCUGGAAUUAUUUUACUGGAUUUUCUUGUGUAAACGUAAGUUGAAUCAUCAUUUUCUACAUGUAGACCCUCGCUUUGCGGCUGCGCAAUGAAUAAAAGGAUCUAAAAGAUGAGCUAUAAAAUUAAUUUUUCAAUGUC
Messenger RNA from Rhododendron vialii, 781 nucleotides. RefSeq names its product pectinesterase inhibitor-like. NCBI's taxonomy places the organism in Eukaryota, Viridiplantae, Streptophyta, Magnoliopsida, Ericales, Ericaceae. Gene Ontology annotation, molecular function: pectinesterase inhibitor activity. The coding region runs from base 114 to 677 and encodes 187 amino acids. Gene Ontology annotation, biological process: negative regulation of catalytic activity. The record is from RefSeq and is a predicted model, not a curated record. The transcript has a single exon.